Sinocyclocheilus anshuiensis is the source of this 1104-nucleotide messenger RNA. RefSeq lists its product as uncharacterized. Lineage: Eukaryota; Metazoa; Chordata; Actinopteri; Cypriniformes; Cyprinidae. The transcript is spliced from 4 exons. The record is from RefSeq and is a predicted model, not a curated record. Bases 124 to 729 code for a protein of 201 amino acids.
CGCACGCACGCACUCACACACACACUCACGCACACACACUCACUCACACGACACGAUUGGCUCCGAUAUAAAGCUGAGUGAACUGGGUGAGGGAUCGAUCAGAUUGACUCGCAGUGAUCUGGAAUGGAAGAGCUGAUCAAUACUCAGUCAGACGCUGUUGGUAGACUGGCAUUCAAAUACAUGGAGAUGUGUAAAGUAGACUCCAGCUCAGACUCUGAAUCAGAGUCCAACCCCAGAUGGUCUGAUGUCAGCAGCAAGGGCUGUGAAAGCAGCACUCCAGAAGCUCCUCAGAAACUCCAGCAAAACUACCAGCAGUGUCUGGAUCCCUACGAUGGAAGCUCAGAAGACUCUGGCUCUUCUGCUGAAGGCUCAAGGAAGCAAAGGCCCGGCGGGUUUCGCACGAAAGGGACUGGCCGUAGAUUGACCUUUAACCCUGCAUCUGCUCUCCGAGACGAGACGCCAGCAGAUCUUCACCGUGUGGAUGUUCAGAUGAGGUCCUCCAGCGACUCGGAGCUAGAGUCUCCACACCAGGGCUCCGACUCCGGCUUCCACACCAGAUCCUCGCUGAACUCUCGAGACACGAGCCUCGGGCUCCAGAGCGCGUCUCCAGACAGCCCUGCUCUCCACGCAGCCUUCUCCAAGAGGAAGCUCUUCCCUGCAUCAGACGACGGGAUGCUGAGCAAGCGGCGGUGCGUCAGUGACGUGGAGCUGGAGAGCGGGGCUGUCUGAGGUCAGGAUCAGACCACAGCAGAGUCUCCGAACCCUGUGCUGCUUGUGAAGGAAAAUAGAGACACUCUAACGACAGAAAGAGGUUUGACGUGCAGGUGUUGAAAUAUGUACGAGAUGAUGGACAGGUUCAACUCUGAUGUCACACAGCUAUUUCAGUAAUAAAUUAAGACUAAUAAAGCUAACCUUAAUUCAUGAUUUCAUGUUUCAUCUCCGGCUGUUCACGAUGAGUUUGCCUUUACACUCAGUGAGCAAACAUGUAUGUAGUGCAGCUGUCUGCAGACGGACGGUGACAAGAAUAAUAUAUAUAUCUGUCAGAAAGCUGAUGUCAUGAUGAAUUAAUGUCUGGAGAAACAGGCCAGUUUCACUGGGUUUCUU